AUGGGGUCCAGGUUUGAAACUGCAUUGAAGAAAAUCGACGAUGUCCACUCCAAGGAUCCCAAAGUGGUCACAGUCACCACCACCAACGGAGAAGAAGAGAUACCAGAUGAGCUUCACUAUGCGAACAGGAUGACGGAGUAUCUUCUCAACCAUGACCCCAAUCCCUCAGAGCUACUUCGUCUGGCUGUACGAGCCCAGCACCUGCAGCGCUGGGAGAUACCUCGCACCGACUACCCAAUGAACAGAAUGGGUUAUCUUUCCUGGAGGACAGCACAGAAGAAGCGCCAGGCAGCUCAUGCUGAAGAGAUCUGCUUGGCCUGUGGCUACUCUGCAGAAGAGGCGGGGAGAGUUGCGGCAUUAGUGAGAAAGGAAGACAUGAAACGAGAUGCAGAGUGUCAGGUUCUAGAGGACGUUGCGUGUCUGGUAUUUCUGGCGGACCAGUUUGAGAAGUUCGAGCAGGAGCACGGCGAGGAUCGGGAGAAGAUAGUGAACAUCCUGAGGAAGACCUGGACGAAGAUGUCUGAAAGGGGUCAUGAGCUGGCUCUACAGAUUACGAUGUCGGAGCAGGCGAAGGGGCUGGUUGCGGAAGCCCUUGCGUCUUAG
Microsporum canis CBS 113480 is the source of this 603-nucleotide messenger RNA. Its product is annotated as glutamyl-tRNA synthetase. The record is from RefSeq and is a predicted model, not a curated record. Lineage: Eukaryota; Fungi; Ascomycota; Eurotiomycetes; Onygenales; Arthrodermataceae. The transcript has a single exon. The coding region runs from base 1 to 603 and encodes 200 amino acids.